GGUUCAGACUGGAGGAGGAAUGGCGGCCCCUCGGAGUUUCUUCGCCUCUCUCUGCGCCUUAUUCCUGCUUUUAUAUUUCUGUGGUGGAUCUAUGACAUCCGGCGGCAGGAGGACGAACCAGGACCGCUGCGGCUUCAAGGUGCAGUCUGGCGCAGACGGAGGUCGCCGGCUGGCCGUCAACUUCAGGACUGACAAUUGUUCAUUAAACUACCCUCUGGGAAAACACGUGAUCCACGAAGUCGCCAACGUUUCCUUCAGUCACCUGGCCUGUGAGGAUCAAGCCGCUGUGGUCGUCCACUGGUCUGCAAGUCCGCUAGGAAUCGAACACAUCCGAGGCUUCAGAGUGUAUCUGGAGGACAAGAAUCCGGAGGGGAAGCAGUGUCAGCACCUCAUCCUGAAAGACCCGCGGCAGCUCAACUUCUCCUACAGGACCACGAAGCUGAACAGUCAGCCGUUCAGCGGUUUGACCUUUGACACCGACUACAUGGUCCGAGUGGUUCCUUUCCCGUCUCUGAUGAACGAGAGUUUCUUCCCUCCAUCUUUCCUCAGAACCAACUCGUGUGAAGUCCUGCUGGGAUCUGACAACCUGGUGUGCCGGCCCUUCUGGAAACCGAAGACGCUGAACGUGUCUCAGCUGGGGUCGAACCUCCACGUGACCUUCGACCAGGCUCCGCCCUCCUUCGGCUUCCUCUUCUACUACCUGUACUACAAACUGCGGCAGGACGGACCGUUCAGGCUGCAGCGAUGCAAGCCUGAUCUGAACCAGCUCAGAACAACAUGCAUCCUCCAGGACGUCACUCCAGGGACCUACACUAUAGAGCUGAGAGACGACAGCAACACGACCAGGAGGCAGACGCAGUACCACGUCAGCCAAGUGCACUCCCCGUGGGCGGGGCCUAUCCGGGCCAUGGCCAUCACCGUGCCGCUGGUCAUCAUGUCGGCCUUCGCCACGCUCUUCACCGUCAUGUGUCGCAAGAAGCAGCAGGAGAACAUCUACAGUCAGCUGGAUGAGGAGAGCAGCGAGUCGUCCAAUCACAGCGCCGCGCUGAACGCCGAGCGCCCGUGGCCCCGCCCCAAAGUCUUCAUCUGCUACUCCAGCAGGGUGUCCCAACACACCGGCGUCAUCCAGAGCUUCGCCUACUUCCUGCAGGACUUCUGCAACUGCGAGGUGGUGCUCGACCUGUGGGAGCACCUGGAGAUGUGCAAGGAGGGCCAGAUGUCGUGGCUGAGCAGGCAGCUGGACGACGCCAACUUCAUCAUCACCGUCUGCUCCAAGGGACUACGCUACUUUGUGGAGAAGAAGAGCCGGCGGGGGAAGACGCCGGUCAGCCGGCGCUCUACCGGCAGCAGCAGCUCUCCGGCCGGAGCGUCCGGCGGCGACAUGUUCAUCGUGGGCGUGGCCAUGAUCGCCGAGAAGCUGCGGCUGGCGAAGCAGAUGGAAGGGGGCGCAGCUCAGGAGUUGAGCCGCUACAUGACGGUGUACUUCGACUACUCGACGGAGAGCGACAUCCCCACCAUGCUGAGCCUUGCUCCCAGGUUCAAGCUGAUGGACCAGCUGCCCCAGCUCUUCAGCCGCCUCCACUCGGGGCAGUCCGGCCUGUCGGACCGCGAGCCGCCGCCGCUCAACGUGUCCCGCCGGAACUACUUCAGGAGCAAGUCCGGGCGCUCGCUCUACGUCUCCAUCUGCAACAUGCACCAGCACAUCAGCCAGAACCCCGACUGGUUCGAGAAGCAGCUGGCCCCCGCCGCACCCGAGGACCCCUCCUCCACACACCCUCUUCUCCCCGCCGCGCCCGGCCCCGCUCCCAGGCCCGCCUGCGCCGAGCAGCGGUUCGACUCCGGCCUGGUGCUGAACGAGGUGGCGGUGAGGACGCCGCCUCUGGAGGGAGUGGAGGGAGCGCCCAGGAGGAACCUGCUCCUCCUGGCUCCGGGCUCCGGGCCCAGCCUGGACCUCAGCCCCAGUCCCAGUCCUGACCCCAGCCCCGGUCCUGACUCCAGUCCCAGUCCCAGUCCCAGUCCCAGUCCCAGUCCCAGUCCUGGUCCCAGGCCUGAUGCCAGUCCAGGGCCCAGUCCAGGUGUCUGUCCCAGUCCCGGUCUGCCACACUGCUCCAUGUCCCUGAUGGCCGCCAGUUCCAGGGCCACCUCAGGGUCCACCUCUGGGAUCUCUGGACUUUCCCCGGAGGAGUCGUCGUCUUCGGCGCCAUCCGUGAGUCCCGCCUCCGUCCAGGCCGCGCCGCCAGAGGCCCCGCCCCCCCGUGACUCCGGCAUCUACGACUCGUCGGUGCCGUCGUCGGAGCUGUCCAUCCCCCUGAUGGAGGGGCUGUCACAUGACCAGGCUGACUCCUCCUCCCUGGCUGAGAGCGAGUCGUCGUCCUCCGGCCUCGGCGACGAGGAGCCGCCUGCCGUCGUGUCGCUUCACUGCGCCGCCGCCGCCGCUGCCGCUGCCGCCACCGUCUGCAAAGCUGAGCUGCACCAUCAUCACCAUCAUCAUCAUCACCACCACCAUCACCACCUGGAGCACGGCGACGCGCUGGCGCCGGUCGCCUCGUCGUAGGAAGAGACCGCCGGCCAAUCACAACGGGACGGGCCACAGAUGGAGCCAUCGUCAUGGAAACUGAACCAACAGAGCCGGUUAUACGAAGAGUUGUAAAUCUGCCGUUGUCGGCAACGCUGUUUCAUCUCAGAGGGCUGACUUUUCCAGUAGCCUACUCCUUCUUGGUAACUAUGGCAACCACUAUGACUCUUUUUGAAAAGGCGUCUCUGAUCCCUGUUAGCUUCAUGAAGAGCUCCUCCAGCAAGCAGGAGUUUAGUGAGAUAGUCACGGAGCCAGUGCUAAUGCUAAUACUGCACACCGCAGAGGUAGCUAUGGCAACCACUGACUUCAGCGGUAACCAUGGAAACCACUGAGCUGUAUUUGCAGUUACCGUGGUAACUGCUGACCCCUUGAACAAUCUCCCCGGUAACCACUUAGUUCUACAAAUGUAACCAUGGCAACCGGAGCGCUGCGGGACCGCCUGGCUUCGUCUGUGGAGCGUGGAUCGACCCGUUCGGGAGGACUGCUUCACGAAGACCGCCGCCCAGACGCCGCGUGCCGAUUGGUCGCUCGCUCGCCAGCCGACCCGUGCGUGACUUGAUGUUCGGUACCAGAAUAUGAAGCUGAAAAAACUAUUCAGCACUUUUGGAAGCACGAAUGUGAGAAGAAGCAACUUUUAUCUGUUGAAGUUAUUGAUGUAAUUUCAUAAUUUAGGACAAAAUCCACCUUCAAACUCAUUUUGAAAACAAAAAAUAAAAACAGAAAAGCCACGAGCAUGCCGUUAUUUAAAGACCCCACGAAAAAGGUUAAAUAUUUAACCUUUGGCCACAUUUUUACUCUCAUGUAAGGAUUCAUAUUUAUGUGUAAAAAUCUGUGAACUCAGGUUACAAACACAAAAACAGACUAAAGAAAGCUAAACCGAGUUUCAAACCUGUCUCCAAACAAGAUGCAAUGAUCUAGAAUUGGCAUAAUUAAAGUAUAAAUAUCACACGAAAAGGUCUUAAUAAUGAGAAGGUUUGACACAAAUUACUUAAAAGACACAAUGGCAGAAACUAAAAGACUGACCUUGUCAAAAAAGAAACUGAAUGAUCUUUUUUUUAUGUAUUAUGAGACAAUUUUGUGAGAGAAACUGUAAAUCUGAGGAUGAAAUUAACAUAUAUUUGAACUCUAGAAGCUAAAUCUUUAAUUUGUUAAACCAAAUAACAAAGAUUUGUCAUCAUUUUAUGUUUUCUAAUAUCUUUCAAAUGUUAAAGAAAAGGUUUUUCAAAAAGCAGAACAAAACAGCUUUAUUAUUUCAGUAAAAGUGACAAAGAGAAAAUGUGGAAUAUGAGCGAGUAAUGACUGAAUUACUUGAAAACAAACCUGAGGAGGCAUAAAAUGUAUUUGAAAUUGUUUUGCAAGAAAAAAAACAGACAGUAGAAUGAUUUCAAAGCGAAGCUGCGGAGACUCCUUCCUCCUGUCAAACUGGAUCAAUAAACACAUUCAAACACUUGAAGUUGACCAGUCAUAAACCUUUCAUUUCUGUGAUUUUCCUGAUUGAAGUCGACUUCUUCUGCAUGUUUGAGUUUCUUUUGAGAGACGAUGAAGCAUUUCCUACAUGUAAAUAAUAUUUGUGUAUUUUUCCUGGAAAUGUCUCUUACACUUUUUGUAUAGGUAGACUCCUAUUUUUGUAUUUUUUUCUACUUGUUACCUUCUGAAUUGUACUGUUUUAUAGUACCUUAAUGUAGGAAAUCAAUAAAAGCAUCUACUGAA
Salarias fasciatus (jewelled blenny) is the source of this 4285-nucleotide messenger RNA. It is a transcript of the gene il17rd, whose product is annotated as interleukin 17 receptor D. The record is from RefSeq and is a predicted model, not a curated record. NCBI's taxonomy places the organism in Eukaryota, Metazoa, Chordata, Actinopteri, Blenniiformes, Blenniidae. Gene Ontology annotation, molecular function: interleukin-17 receptor activity; protein binding.